Messenger RNA from Alternaria postmessia, 1215 nucleotides. RefSeq lists its product as uncharacterized. The record is from RefSeq and is a predicted model, not a curated record. The coding region runs from base 1 to 1215 and encodes 404 amino acids. NCBI's taxonomy places the organism in Eukaryota, Fungi, Ascomycota, Dothideomycetes, Pleosporales, Pleosporaceae. The transcript has a single exon.
AUGUCUUUUCGAUCUACCAUUGUAGCUGCGGCUGCCAUUUUCGCCACUGCCAACGCUCACGUUGUCAUGAAGGCGCCCGUGCCUUACAGUGUUGACAAGCUUGACAACAGCCCCAUUACGAAGGCCCAGUACCCCUGCAAGUCCCAGAAUGGGUUCACUGUCUCCACGAUGAACUCCAUGAAGGUUGGCGAGACGAACAAACUAGAGCUUUUCGGCAGUGCAGUGCACGGCGGAGGCAGCUGCCAGCUAUCGGUGACUCUAGACACAGAGCCUACCCCAGAUUCCGUCUUCAAGGUCAUCAAGUCCAUGGAAGGUGGCUGCCCUGGCGUCGAGGGCGAAGCAGGAACAUACGAAUUUGUACUCCCCGAUAGCAUUCCUAACGGAAAAGCUACCUUUGCCUGGACCUGGAUGUCGAAGCUCUCAGGUGGCCCAGAACUUUACAUGAACUGCGCCCCUAUUGAGGUCACUGGAGGUUCCGACGACAAGAGUGCUUUUGAGAAACUUCCAGACAUGCUGAAGAUCAACCUCGACGAUUCCUGCAAAUCGGUGCCAAACUUCGCCGUCCAAUUCCCAGACCCUGGCAGUGUUGUGCAGAAGGGUGCUACAAACGAUCUGAAGCCGCCGACUGGAAGCGGAUGCGGUUCGUCUGGUUCUACUCCCGCAGACCCAUCUUCUCCAGCUGGUGGUCAGCCAUCUGCUUCUCCUUCCGCUCCCAACGAUGGCCAGUACUCUGCUGCUCCAACCUCUCCAGCUGGUGGCGCGCCAUCCACUGCUCCUACAUCUGUUGCUGGUGGCGAGCCAUCUCCUCUGCCAUCCAACGGUGGCGGUGUCUUCGCUCCCGGAGCCUCCAGCGCUGCAUCUGUCGCUCCCUCAGCUGCACCCACUGUUCCAGGAACUUCCACCACGCUCGUCACCGUCACUGCCUCGCCAACUGCUCCAUCGCCAGCUGCACCCACCGUCCCUGCUGGAACCGGCUCCCCUGCCACUCCUUCCACUCCUUCUACUCCUUCAGCUGGUGGUAGCUCAGGCGCUUGCACUGAGAACGGCUCAGUAGUCUGCAACGGCACCGACCAGUUCGGUCUCUGCAACAACGGCGAAGUCGUCUGGCAAGCAGUCGCUGCCGGCACACAAUGCACCAACGGCAGUAUCACCAAGCGUGGCUACCACGGCCGUAUCGCCCGCCCUCGCCGGUCCAACCGCCGCCACGGUCACUAG